This is a messenger RNA of Vicia villosa (hairy vetch), 966 nucleotides long. RefSeq names its product DNA-directed RNA polymerase V subunit 7-like. Gene Ontology annotation, biological process: DNA-templated transcription; DNA-templated transcription initiation. The record is from RefSeq and is a predicted model, not a curated record. Bases 181 to 723 code for a protein of 180 amino acids. Gene Ontology annotation, molecular function: single-stranded RNA binding; single-stranded DNA binding. Lineage: Eukaryota; Viridiplantae; Streptophyta; Magnoliopsida; Fabales; Fabaceae. The transcript is spliced from 2 exons.
AUGUUUAUCAAAAAAAUGAAGCUGUAAUUAAAAAAAAGGAGUUGUUCGGUGUACGAAGGGGCUUCCACUUCAUUUCGUUUUCAAGACCCAGAUCAAAAUCAAGUAAGAAACCCUAACAACACUCUUCACUCCCCUCUCUUCUUCGGAUAUACUGACACUGGAGUAUAUUUUUGUAGCAUCAUGUUUCUCAAAGUGCAGCUUGCUUGGAAUGUCAUCAUUGCCGCAGAAAAUCUGAAGCCAGGAAGUCUUAUGCUUCAGCGGGCAAUCCUCAUCCGCCUUCUAAGCGACUUUGCGGCUAAAAAGGCGACGAAGGAUUUGGGAUACUUUCUUGCGGUGACGACACUUGAUAAGAUAGGAGAGGGGAAAGUGAGGCAACACACUGGGGAUGUCCUCUUCCCUGUUGUUUUCAGUUCUGUCACCUUCAAGAUGUUCAAGGGUGAGGUAUUAGAGGGGACAGUUCACAAGGUGCUGAAGCAUGGGGUUUUCAUGCGGAUUGGUCCGAUUGAGAAUGCUUAUCUGUCAAGUAGCAAGAUGCCUGGUUACGAGUAUGUUCUCGGUGAAAAUCCUUAUUUCAUGAAUCAGAAAAUGCCCAAGAUUGCAAAAGAUGUCAAGGUUCGAGUUGUGGUGAUCGGGACAAAGUGGAUGGAGGCAGAGAGGGAGUUUCAGGCGCUGGUUGGCCUGGAAGGGGAUUAUCUGGGCCCAAUUUCAACCUCUGAUAUGUAGCUAUGUUUUGGUGUAGCUAAACAUUAAUGUUUGGUAUCGCGAUGAAAGCGAGCAUUUUGUUGUAGGGUUUCAUGUUUGUGCUCUGUAUAUGCCUAUCGUACUUUAUCAAAUGUUGUAGGGUUUCAUGAUUGUGCUCUGUAUAUGCCUAUCGCACUUUUUCAUUGGGCUCGCAUAGAGUUCCCAUUAUUUGCCACUAUCUGAUGAUGAUAUAUUAGUUAAAAUACUUUUAAUAGUUCAAAAUCA